GUUGGUGCUUGACACAGGGCAUCAUAACGAGAGGGAACAGAGAAAAUACAGCCAUGGAAAGGAUCUCGCCAUGGAAAAGAUUGGUCACCGUGGUAUUGGGGCUGGCAUGGUCAAUGUGUUGGAGUUUAUGCGCUGCUGAAGAAAUUCUGGGGACCUUGGCCAUGCCUGAUCGAUCCGUCGUCCCUACCACAAAGGUGGUUUUGAACGGCGGUCAGCACAGCAGCUUGACCGCCCGGGACGGAUCCUUCGCCUUCCGCGACGUUGCCGCCGGGGUCUACCUGCUGGAGGUGCUGUCCCCCAACUUCCACUUCAGCGCUAUGAAGAUCAAGGUGGACGACAUGACGGGCAUCCGCCAUUGAGUACAAGGUGCAGCGAAAUUUUUACCCCGGAGCGCCGCGGAAGGAGGCAAUAC
This is a messenger RNA of Ectocarpus sp. CCAP 1310/34, 412 nucleotides long. The record is from the annotation of a GenBank genome assembly. Lineage: Eukaryota; Phaeophyceae; Ectocarpales; Ectocarpaceae.